AUGAACGAAGGCCAUAAUACCAUGGAUAUCAGAGAGCCCUUCACGGCCAAAGAAGGAUUGCACGAUGGCUUUCCCACAGCCGAAGCCAAUGGCGAUCGGGAUGAGCACGAUCUGGCUGUGUUUGGGAAGCGGCAACAGCUGAAGCGAAACUUUGGCUUCAUUUCCAUGGUCGGCCUGACAUGUACAUUGAUGGCGACGUGGGAGGGUCUUUUCUCCGUAUUCAUCUUUGGUUUCUCCAACGGUGGGCCUGCAGGGCUUGUCUAUGGCUUCAUCGUUUGCUGGAUUGGUACCAUCGGCCUAAACUGCUCCCUGGCGGAAAUGGCAUCUGCAGUUCCCCUCGCUGGUGGACAGUACUCGAUGGUCUCCGAGUAUGCGCCCCCUGGCGCCUCUAGAUAUUUGAGUUAUAUAACUGGCUGGCUUACUUGCCUAGGAUGGCAGUCGGCGACCGCAAGUUCCGCAUAUCUGGGAGGGACCAUGAUCCAAGGUCUUAUCGUGCUUAACAACCCAACCUACGUGCCUCAGAGAUGGCAGAGCACGCUGCUGUUCUACGCUAUAAUUCUCGUUAGUUUGUUCUUCAACACGUUCCUGGUGGCAUUUCUCCCGAAGAUCGAGGGCUUGAUCCUCGUCAUCCACGUCGGCGGUUUCUUCGGGGUCUUAAUACCACUGGUGUGUACGGCACCCCACGGCAGCGCGUCAGAAGUGUUCGGACAAUUUGAGAAUGGUGGAGGAUGGAGCACGCAAGGCUUGUCGUUCUUUGUCGGCAUCGUAACCGGUGUUUACUCGUUCCUCGGCGCCGAUGGUGCUUGCCAUAUGGCCGAGGAGAUCCCAAAUGCCUCGACCGUGGUCCCGCGAACAAUGAUCGCUACAACUAUUCUCAACGGCGUCCUCGGCUUCGCCGCCCUCAUGGCUAUUCUCUUCUGCGCGGGAAACGUCGACAAUGCAGAGAUGAGCCCGACUGGGUACCCAUUCAUCGAAAUUUUCUAUCAGGCGACAAACUCCAAUGGAGGUGCCACGGCUAUGGUGUGUGUCAUUCUGGCGUUAGUUUUCUUCGCAACGAUCAGUCUGAUCGCAACGGCUUCUCGCAUGACUUGGGCUUUUGCUCGAGAUAAUGGCCUUCCCGGAUCUAAUUGGCUUUCCAAAGUCGAACCUCGCUCGGCUCUGCCUCUCUACUCUAUUGGUAUCACAGUCAUCAUUAGUCUUCUUCUCGCCCUUAUCAACAUUGGAUCAUCCACGGCUUUCGACGCCAUCAUUUCCCUCAGCGUCAUGAGUGUGUUGGCUUCGUAUAUGAUGCCGAUUAUUUUGAUCCUUCGGCGACGUUUUCUCAAUCAAUCCAUCCGGUACGGACCAUGGAAACUGGGCCGGUGGGGAGCUUUGGCCAACAUCGUUGGUCUCGUGUACGCUACCAUUGCCUUCUUCUUCUCCUUUUGGCCCGAGACUGCGAAGGUCACUGCGGUUGAUAUGAACUGGGCGUGUCUGCCUCAUCCAUUACACACUACUUACCUCCACUUCUACUCGGCGGUUUCAAGCGAAGCGAUAGGUCGUCUCACCCAUAAUUUGUCGCCUGUCAAGAUACACCUCCUCGAGCAGGCCAAAGUCUCCUACCAAGCUGCUGCUUCAUCGCUCCCUCAAGCAGAUGUCGCCCACGAUUACCAUGGCCAAUCCGACGCCGAUACGCGCUCCACAUGUUCAACUCCGAGUGAUGAGGGAUCCGAUUCCUGGAGUGGUAACCCACCCAGACCCCGCGGCUCAAGUCAGCACGGGCACCCUACUCCUAACACCUCGUCACUUUCUUCGAUCGACUCGGACGGAUCGCCUCAAGCCGGCACGAAGUUCAGGCCUUCCCCUCUGCGUAUACGGAAGAUCCCCAGCUUCAGGGACGAGCUCACGGACAGCGGAGAUGAUGAGCAGUCCGUCUCGGCUUGCCUACACCCUCACAGUCCUCCGCAACAGCGCCGUGCAUCCACAGCCCAGUCGGAUUCCAGACCCACAUCCAUCACCUUCUCCGUCUCUGUCGACUCCUGGCUUCAGGCCCGCUCUUACGAGCGAUACAACAACCGCCUCGCUGCGUUCGCUGAAGUGAUAGCCAACCACAUCUCAACAAUCGACAUUCUGAUCCAGAAGACCCGAGGGGUACAGAGCGCAAGGUACUUUACAAAGAGACUGGCGAGCCACGGGGAGGACGAAGAAUCCAGGGCAGCAAAUUUGAGAUUCAGGGUCGCAAGACUCAAGGCGAGUGGAUGGAAGAUGGAGCGGUUUGCAGCGGAGAGGUAUCAGGAACUCUGCGCAAGGGCGUUGGCGGAAUUGUGA
Messenger RNA from Letharia lupina, 2307 nucleotides. RefSeq lists its product as uncharacterized. Bases 1 to 2307 code for a protein of 768 amino acids. Lineage: Eukaryota; Fungi; Ascomycota; Lecanoromycetes; Lecanorales; Parmeliaceae. Gene Ontology annotation, biological process: transmembrane transport. Gene Ontology annotation, cellular component: membrane. Gene Ontology annotation, molecular function: transmembrane transporter activity. The transcript has 10 exons. The record is from RefSeq and is a predicted model, not a curated record.